GGACUGGAUGUCACCGCUGGAGCUUAUUUUGGAAGAUCAGGGGCCUUUUGCCUGGGCUGGGCUGUCCGGAACUGCUCUUACGCCUAUCCAUUUAUAAACACCCAUCGCUCCUCUUCGAAUCUAUUCGUUCAAUAAAAUCCUCUCCGAACCCGAUAUGUUCCUUCCCCUUAUAUGCCAAGAGAACAAGAAUAAUUGACCAAAACAAAAAAGAAGACCGAGAAUCAAACGUGGGCUCAUCAGCUAUAGCACUCUCCCUCAUGUGCCCUCGAUUGCUCGUCUGCUGUCGGCGGUCAGGUUCUGUUCUGUAGCAGCGACGUCCUCUAUCAGAAAGUCUCAUGCCUUCCUCUUUCAGACAAAGCCAAUGGCUUUUCUUCGCAGCAGCGUUUCCCUUAGCCGUCUACUAGCAACGGUGAUGCUCCUGAUUAUUCUAGCAGCUGAGAGGCGGGUCUGCAUCAGGAUCCCAGAACGGAUCAUUGAAACCGCAGGAGACGUACCCAACAACCAGUCCUUGAAAACAGCAGUUUUCGCUCUGGGAAGCUUUUGGAGAUCUGAAGCUGUCUUUGGGUGCUUGAAUGGGGUUGUACAGACCACUGUCGGUUACGCUGGCGGAUCCAAAAUCAACCCUGAGUACAGAAGCUUGGGUGAUCAUGCUGAGUCUGUCCAGGUUAUCUACGAUCACAGGCUGAUUAGCUUUAGGCAACUUUUGGAGAUUUUCUGGUCAAGUCAUGACUAUCGGCAAGUAUUUGGGCAAGGUCCUGAUGUAGGUAACCAAUACAGAUCUAUCAUUUUCACGAACGGAACUGAAGAGUCCAGAUUGGCUGCUGUGAGCAAAGAGAGAGAACAAACUAAGUCAAAGAGUAGCAGUGUAACUACUCAAAUCCUACCACUUGGAACAUUUUAUUCUGCUGAGCCUGAACAUCAGAAGUUUGAGCUGAAGCGUAGGCCAUUUCUUCUCCAAUUAAUUGGAAACUUGCCUGAAGAGGAACUUGAGAGGUCAAGAUUGGCUGCAAAACUGAAUGGCUAUGCUGCAGAGCUUUGUCCUCCAAAAAUUCAGAGGCAGAUUGAUGCAAAGAUCAAUGAAAUUAUUAAAAAAGGAUGGCCUAUUUUGAGAGACUUGUAGGUGGCCCAUAAUUUAGAAUUUAGACAAACAUGCAGCAUGCUCUAUCAAGUUCUCACACUUGUGCACCAUUUUAUCUGCCUGUUCAUCCCAAUCUGUAGGAUAGAGAAUCCAAUUGAGUUCAUUAUUGAGUAACCCACCAGUGUCCUAUGCCCCGUCAUCAUGUUAAGUUUAUAUCUGGUUUUUGCAGGUUUGUUGACCUCCUAUGGUGUAUAGUAUCCUCUGAUCAUUCAUUCGAAAUCUUAUGUUGUCAACUGUGAAUUUUGACCACACUUUCAUGCAUUUAGGCAAGAGCCAACUUGAUCAGUGGUCCAACUUUACAGUCUGUAAACAUAAGUUUCAUGACCAAUUGUCCAAAUUUACAGUUCUGCAAGAGAAUAUUCUCCAAAAAUUUAGUUUGUUCUUGUCUGAAUUCAUGAUCCCAUAUGUCUCCAUCUGAUGGAUAGGUAUUUUUUUUGUUCUGAGAAGGAUUGACAGUGUUCUUUUGAGGUGAGGAUUUGGAAUAUGGAGUGCAAUUAUUUCAGUUCAAGAUUGAUCUGUUCGAACAUGUCUCGUUCAACUUAAGUGUGUUUAGUCAGUAUGUGGAGCAUUAUUCAUACUUUUUCUUUUUAUUUGGUUCAGAGAUUUGAAUGGCAAAGUCUCCCCGUACUCACAUGUGACUCAUGUUUGGGGUAUAUAGGAUUUUUGCACAUUUUCUCUCCA
Molecule: messenger RNA, 1819 nt
Organism: Prunus persica (peach)
Lineage: Eukaryota; Viridiplantae; Streptophyta; Magnoliopsida; Rosales; Rosaceae
Product: peptide methionine sulfoxide reductase A5
Exons: 5
Coding region: 362-1120 (252 amino acids)
Biological process (GO): cellular response to oxidative stress
Cellular component (GO): cytoplasm
Molecular function (GO): peptide-methionine (S)-S-oxide reductase activity
Source: RefSeq, a predicted model, not a curated record